CUUGAGAAAAAACGCUAUAUAAGGAAACCGAAUCAAACCCAAGAACAAGAACAAGAUAUUCAAACCAACAGGGAAGGCGAGAGAGAUUUUCUUCUCUCUCUCUUUUUUUUUUUUGUAGUUUCCAGUAAUGGAGGGCCUCAGAAACAGAGGAGUUUUCAGGGUUUCUGUUUGUGGGCAACAGGAGCUCGAGCAACUCUCUAGAGAUGGCAGUCAGUAUAGCCUCACCACCGGAGUAUUGCCGUCUCUUGGAGCUAGAAGUAACCGGAGAGUUAAGCUUCGGUGGUUUAUCAUAUCGCCCUAUGACCGUCGAUACAGGAUCUGGGAGACAUUUCUAGUUGUUUUAGUGGUUUAUACAGCUUGGGUCUCGCCGUUCGAGUUUGGAUUCCUUAAGAAACCCCAAUCGCCACUCUCAGUUACAGACAAUGUGGUUAAUGGGUUUUUUGCUGUGGAUAUUGUUCUAACAUUCUUUGUGGCUUAUCUUCAUAAAGCCACCUAUUUACUUGUGGAUGAACCAAAGAAGAUAGCUCUAAAGUAUGCACGUUCAUGGCUAAUCCUUGAUGUCAUAUCAACAAUCCCUUCCGAACUUGCUCAGAAAAUUUCCCCACCACCGCUCCGUUCCUAUGGAUUAUUCAACAUGCUUCGUUUAUGGCGUCUAAGAAGAGUCAGUGCUCUGUUUUCCAGAUUGGAAAAAGAUAAGAACUACAACUACUUCUGGGUUCGAUGUGCGAAGCUUAUUUGUGUUACUCUCUUUGCGGUUCAUUGUGCUGCAUGUUUCUAUUAUCUUAUUGCUGCUCGUAAUAGUGACCCGACUAAAACAUGGAUUGGAGCGUCUAUUGAUGACUUUCUCAAUCAAAGUUUGUGGGUUAGAUAUGUCACUUCCAUUUACUGGUCCAUCACUACCUUAACCACUGUUGGGUAUGGCGAUUUGCAUCCUGUGAAUUCAAAGGAGAUGAUUUUUGACAUUUUCUACAUGCUUUUCAAUCUUGGCUUGACAGCAUAUUUGAUUGGAAAUAUGACCAACUUAGUUGUUCAUGGCACCGGUAGAACUAGAAAAUUUAGAGAUACCAUUCAAGCGGCUUCGAGUUUCGCUCAUAGGAAUCAACUUCCUCCCCGUUUGCAAGACCAAAUGCUUGCACAUUUGUGUUUAAAGUUCAGGACUGACUCUGAAGGAUUGCAGCAGCAAGAAACUCUUGACUCCUUGCCUAAAGCCAUUCGAUCAAGCAUUUCUCAUUAUCUGUUCUAUUCUCUAGUAGACAAAGUCUACUUGUUUCGUGGUGUUUCGAAUGAUCUACUUUUUCAACUGGUUUCAGAAAUGAAGGCAGAGUACUUUCCUCCAAAGGAAGAUGUGAUUUUACAAAAUGAAGCGCCGACCGACUUUUACAUUCUUGUCACGGGUGCUGUGGAUUUGCUGGUUCUCAAGAAUGGAGUUGAACAGCUUGUUGGAGAGGCUAGAACCGGGGAUCUUUGUGGUGAGAUUGGGGUGUUAUGUUACAGGCCACAACUAUUUACGGUGCGCACGAAGCGAUUGAGUCAGUUGCUGCGUCUGAAUCGUACUGCUUUCCUUAAUAUCGUUCAAUCUAAUGUCGGCGAUGGGACCAUAAUCAUGAACAAUCUUCUUCAGCAUUUGAGGGACCUCAAAGACAAGGACCCCAUCAUGGAAGGGGUAUUGUUGGAGACAGAGAACAUGCUAGCUAGAGGCAGAAUGGACCUACCACUCAGUCUUUGCUUUGCAACACUUAGAGGAGAUGACUUGCUUUUACACCAGCUUUUGAAACGAGGUCUCGAUCCAAAUGAAUCGGACAACAACGGGCGUACUUCACUCCACAUAGCAGCAUCAAAUGGAAACGAGAACUGUGUGCUUCUGUUACUGGACUAUGGAGCAGAUCCCAAUAGCAGAGAUUCUGAUGGAAGUGUGCCAUUGUGGGAGGCGAUACUAGGUGGCCAUGAGCCAGUUAUUCAGCUACUUAUGGACAAUGGAGCUAAUCUUCGAUCGGGGGACGUGGGUCAAUUUGUGUGCACUGCUGCAGAGCAAAACAACCUCCAGUUGCUCAAGGAGAUUGUCCGAUAUGGAGGAGACGUUAGGAGUGCCAAGAUCAAUGGAACGACAGCUUUGCAUGUUGCUGUUUGUGAAGACAACAUUGAGAUUGUUAAGUUCCUUCUUCAACAAGGAGCUGAUAUUGACAAAGCUGAUGUUCAUGGAUGGACUCCAAGAGAUCUAGCAGACCAACAGGGGCAUGAAGAGAUUAAAAAUCUCUUCCAGACAACCAAAGAGUCAAAAACUCAAUCUGUCAUUGCCAUUCCCGAGAAGCAGACUGGGAUUCGCUUCCUUGGAAGAUUUACAAGCGAGCCUACGAUUCGCCCCGUACCUCAGGAAGGAAAUGAUGGUUCGUUGUCGGGUCAUUCACGUCCACGGCGUAGAACUAACAACUUCAAUAACUCAUUGUUUGGAAUCAUGUCAGCAGCUCACUCUGGUGGGAAAGACAUUCUUUUUCCUGAUAACCAAACCGGAGGAGAGCACUCAGGAACCAACCCUGCUAGGGUGAUAAUCAGCUGUCCAGAGGUUGGCGAAGUUGGUGGGAAGUUGGUGCUGCUCCCGGGUAGCUACAACGAGCUGCUCGAGAUCGGUUCCAAGAAAUAUGGGAUUGUGGGUGCAAAGGUAUUGACCAAAGAUGGAGCUGCCAUUGAAGAUAUAGAGGUCAUUAGAGACGGUGAUCAUCUUGUUUUUGUCAGCGAUGGAAAAACCAUAUAGUACUACCUUUUUGUGUUUUGUUUUCAACCAGCGAAGCCGAGGGGCGAUAUGGUAUAGAUAGGGAGAUUCGUAAAGUUCAAAUCUUGUAUAUAGUGCAUCAUUCUUUAAGCAAAUAUCUUUAAGCAAAUAUGAAUGCAUUUACCAUUUCAUGACACCCAAACUGGUGGUGAGAAAUUUGAAAUGGGACAGCUUUGGAUUC
Molecule: messenger RNA, 2948 nt
Organism: Cucurbita pepo subsp. pepo (vegetable marrow)
Lineage: Eukaryota; Viridiplantae; Streptophyta; Magnoliopsida; Cucurbitales; Cucurbitaceae
Product: potassium channel AKT1
Biological process (GO): potassium ion transport; transmembrane transport
Cellular component (GO): membrane
Molecular function (GO): voltage-gated potassium channel activity; protein binding
Source: RefSeq, a predicted model, not a curated record